Messenger RNA from Manihot esculenta (cassava), 1506 nucleotides. RefSeq names its product MYG1 exonuclease-like. Gene Ontology annotation, cellular component: cytoplasm; nucleus. The transcript is spliced from 7 exons. NCBI's taxonomy places the organism in Eukaryota, Viridiplantae, Streptophyta, Magnoliopsida, Malpighiales, Euphorbiaceae. Bases 92 to 1153 code for a protein of 353 amino acids. The record is from RefSeq and is a predicted model, not a curated record.
CCUUUCCUUUCCUUUCCUUUCCUUUCAACUGUGUAUCUGGCGGUAACCGAGGGAAAGAAAGUCCUAUAAUCACUGCACUCUGAGCAGAGAAAUGUUGGCGGUGCGAGCGCGAGGCUUAGGCCAUAACCUCAGGCUCUCCAUUUUCUACAAACAUCAUCCCUUAAUAACAGUUUCUUCAGCAAAGCGAGUGGGCACUCACGAUGGCACUUUCCACUGUGACGAAGCUCUCGCCUGCUUCAUCCUUCGCCUCACCAAUGCUUUCUCAAAUGCUCAAAUCGUCCGCACAAGAGACUCCCAGGUGCUGCACUCUCUUGAUGCGGUGCUUGAUGUUGGAGGCGUGUAUGAACCAAGUCGAAAUCGUUUUGAUCAUCACCAGAAUCGAUUUGACCAGGUGUUUGGCCAUGGCUUCACCACUAAACUUAGCUCUGCUGGCCUCGUCUAUAAGCAUUAUGGGUUGGAGAUAAUUGCAAAAGAGCUUCAGCUGGAUGAGGAACACUCAGAUGUGCAUCGGUUAUUUCUAGCAGUCUAUAAAAACUUUGUGGAGGCAGUUGAUGCUAUUGAUAAUGGAAUUAGUCAAUAUGACUCAAAUCAACCUCCAAGGUAUGUGAAUAAUACAAGUUUAUCAUCUAGAGUGGGAAGAUUAAAUCUGGACUGGGUAGAUUCCGAUCAGUCUUCAGAGAGAGAGGAUGAAGCCUUUAAACAUGCAAUGGAACUUGCUGGCCAUGAAUUUUUGGAGAGUAUUCAUUUCCAUGCAAACUCAUGGUUACCUGCUCGGUCAAUUGUGAUGGAAUGUCUUGCAUCAAGAGAAGAUUUUGACCACAGUGGAGAGAUUAUGGUGCUGACUAAAUCUUGCCCUUGGAAGCUCCAUAUAUUUGAGCUUGAGGAAGAAAUGAAGAUUGAUCCUUCAAUCAAAUAUGUUAUUUACCAGGAUGAUAGGAGUGAAAAUUGGCGACUACAGGCAGUUGCAGUCUCACCUGAUAAAUUUGAGAGUAGGAAACCUCUACCGCUUGCUUGGAGAGGUUUAGACAAUGAUGAACUCUCUGAGGUUACUGGGAUACCUGGCUGUGUUUUUGUCCAUAUGAGUGGAUUCAUUGGUGGAAAUCGAAGUUAUGAAGGUGCUCUUGCUAUGGCAAGAGCUGCUUUAAAGGUUUAAAGUGUAUAGCAGUCAUUAUCAUUGCAAGAUAGUACUGCUACAUUAACAAUCUGGAUGCGUUAAAUGCUGUGCCUCUAAGACCACCUAUAAUGAUUUUGGUUUUCCCCUUGGACCUUCUUGCUCUUUCCAAAGAUGAUUGCAUGGGCAAUUUGGUGGGAACAUUGGCAGAUCUGUCUCAUGUAAAUCUUCUACAGAAGCUGUGGCCCGUGUGCAAUGUCGCUCCUUACAUUUUUUUUUUCGAAGAGAUACUCUGUUGAUCUUGUUUAUUGAUAGAUUUCUAGAGCGUUUGAGGUAAUAAUUAUUGCACCUUUUGUAAGAAAUUGCUAGAAGUAUAAUUUAUCCACUUCUCUUGC